This is a messenger RNA of Gastrolobium bilobum, 608 nucleotides long. Its product is annotated as probable calcium-binding protein CML46. The coding region runs from base 17 to 574 and encodes 185 amino acids. Lineage: Eukaryota; Viridiplantae; Streptophyta; Magnoliopsida; Fabales; Fabaceae. The record is from RefSeq and is a predicted model, not a curated record. The transcript has a single exon. Gene Ontology annotation, molecular function: calcium ion binding.
CUGCCAUCUUUGUGAAAUGGAGAAAAUAUCUGGCAACAUAAAUAUAUCUGGAUUAUCUUUGUGUCUUAGAAUUCUCCUUUGCGAUAUUAGAAUUAAAGGUUUCCUCUCAAUUUUAUUUUUUUCUUUACAGUGUUUGUGGAACUGUGUUUCACAGAUUUGGAAGGUUUGGAGCAGGCCUAAAAGUUACUCAAAUCCUGAACCAGUGAAGCAGAGUUUGAAGUGCAUUCAAAGUGGUGUAAGACUGUGCAAAGAAGAAAUCAUUGUGGUGAUGGAAAAGCUUGGAAUAAAUGUCGAAAAGGGUGGGGAUGGAAUAGAAGAGUUUGGUGAACAAGAAAUAGCUCAGAUGUUAGAAAAUGAGGCCAGCUUGGAAGAGGUGAAGGAAGCUUUCGAUGUGUUUGAUGAAAACAAAGAUGGGUUUGUAGAUGCCACUGAGUUGCAGAGGGUCUUAUGCUGUUUGGGUUUGGAGAAAGACUUUGUGCAAUGUCAGAAAAUGAUUAAUGCAGUUGAUCAAAAUGGAGAUGAAUUAAUUGACCUCAAUGAGUUUGUCAAGUUGAUGGAACAGAGUUUUUGGUGAAUCCUCUGCAGUCUUGUUGAUUAUCUAUUGUUUC